Molecule: messenger RNA, 1389 nt
Organism: Linnemannia hyalina
Lineage: Eukaryota; Fungi; Mortierellomycota; Mortierellomycetes; Mortierellales; Mortierellaceae
Source: the annotation of a GenBank genome assembly
AUGUCGAGCAAGUACUCUACGUUACCCGACAUUGUACGAGCAAGCUCAAAAAAGACAGGAGCUGGACAAGCAAAGGAUGCACAUACAAGAUGCAAGGAAGCUGACAUCAAGAGGCUAAAACAUCGUGACACUCAACCAGACGUCUACGAGACCGCUGAUGACACUGGCGAUCGUGGUCCUCAAGUCCAGGGUAUGGACGGCAAGGACUACGAGAGUGACGAGGAGCGAGAGGGCAUUGACAGGUCUGCCGUCUCGGUCAAGAACGCUGCUGCUCGCUUCAAGGAUUGCGUCGUAGAUAAUUCCUCUGCAGAUUUCUCGGACCGCCUUAAUCGACGAAAGAAGGCCAUGUACCGCACGUUUGUCAGGAGACCCAACCUGGAGAGCUCAGAGUACGAGAUUUUACCAAAGGAGAUGAUUCUUCAGGAGACCCCUGUUCAAAAGCUGAGGCGACUCAUGUAUGAGGUCAAAGAACUUGGACAGGAAGCAGAAUUGAACGAGAAGCAAGGAACGGAAUUGGCAGGAGGAGAGAUCUCACACAAGGAUUUGCUUUCGCAUGUCAAGUCGUUGGAGCACGACUUGUCCGAGAUUGGACAGACUUUGGGCGAUGGUUCCAACGCCGGUGUUCUCUCGAACGAGGGAUUGAUCAAGCAGACAGACACUGGAAAGCGCCUCCUCCAGCAAUUGCAGGCUAUGAAGCACUUGGCUGCAUCUUCGCCUGAUGCUGAAAUUCAGGAUUCCUCUGCCCCCAAGGCACCCGCUGAAUCUGGUGACGGCAAGACCGUGACAUACGAACUUUACUACAGCCCCGACCACGCUAGACUUCAUACUGCUACAAAGACUGCUGAGCUUGCUGAGCGUCUUGCUGUUCUUGAGCGGGCAAUUGGAUCGACACAGAUGCAAUCAGGGGGAUCAUUGGUUGUUACAGUUGAAAAGUUGGAGCAACAUAUUGGAAUCUUGGUCCAGCCUCGCCAGUUGGAGCAGCUUUCUCGCCGUUUGAAGGUCGUCACAGCAGAACUGGAGCGUGUUCAGGAGCUUCAGGCCAAGGACGCUACCGCCACUGGUAUCACUGCCGACGCAGAGAACAAGAUCAACGCGCUGUUCGAGUUGGUUGACAAGAUUGAUCCUUUGGUGUCACUGGCACCGGUUUUGGUGACGAGGCUAAAGGGUUUGAAGGGCUUGCACUCCGAGGCGGCCGUCUUUUCAGACUCGAUCAAGAUGAUCUCGAACGAACAGACCAAGAUCAGCGAGGAGCUCAAGGGCCUUGACACUGUUUCCACUAAGUUGCAGGAGAGUUUGACGGAGAACGAUGCGGCGAUCCAGAAGAACAUUGAGGUGAUUGACGGAAGGAUCACAGACCUUGUUGAGCGUAUCCAGCGCUUGGGCGCAUGA